AUGGCAUCCGCUCCGGCGCCCUCCCCGAAGCUGGAUCGUUACAUCGUCGUCCAUGUUGCGACGACCUGUGAUGAACAUGGCGUCUAUGUCACUAAGGAUUCGGCCGAGGUGAUCGAGCUGGGAUGGAUCUUGCUGGACACAAAGACUUGUGAGGAGCUUCACCGCGAAAGCGUCCUCGUCAAGCCCGUCAACACCCCCAUUACGCCUCUCUGCACGAGUUUGACGACUUUGACCUGGGAGCAUGUCCGCACGGCAGGAACCUUUCGGGACGCCAUCAACCGCUUCGACUCGUUUGCUCAGGAGCACCUGUUGAGCAAGAACCUGGAGUUCUCCUUUGUUACCCUCGACUCGUGGGAUCUCCGUGUCCAGCUUCCUCGAGAGGCCCGUGACAAGGCCGUGGUUCUGCCGCCAUACCUGCAGCACUCCCGCACCUUCGACCUUCGCACUGAAUACCAGAGGUGGCAGACUCAUCACCCGGAAUCUUUGCCUUUUGGCCCCAGCUCGCUGGCCAACAUCUGUGCCGCCCUCGAAGUUGAGCCCGUCCAGUCGUCCGCACCCAUCAAGCACAACCUUCCUUUCCACCUCCAGGCCUUGGCUCCCGCGUCUCCCCGACGUGCGAUGGAAGAAGCCAUCACCCUGGCUCGAGUCCUCCGUGGUCUGAUCCGCAAGUCUCAACCUCCGCAUGAGCACCCUGAAAUCCUGACUCGUCCCAUGGAUGCCCGGGCCGAUGUUCGUGCCUUCUUGGCCGAACGCAGCAAGGUUCUCCACAUGAGCGGUCUGCCCCAUGAUACUACACAGUCCGAGCUGGAGAGCUGGUUCACGCAGUUUGGAGGACGACCCAUUGCCUUCUGGACCCUGCGGACGCCUGAUCAGCACAAGCCUACGGGAACCGGAUUUGCCGUUUUCUCGUCCCACGAGGAGGCUGCGGAGAGUCUUUGCAUGAACGGACGUGCUCUCAAUGAGAAGGCUAUCGAAGUCUCUCCUUCAUCGAGCCGUGUCCUUGACCGUGCGGCUGAGAUUCUUACCCCGUUCCCGCCCUCGAAGAAUCGCCCUAGACCUGGUGAUUGGACUUGCCCGUCUUGCGGAUUCUCCAACUUUCAACGCCGUACAGCUUGUUUCCGCUGCUCUUUCCCGGCGGUCGGUGCUGCUCCGGACCCUAUGGGAUUUGCUUACGGCUAUGGCCCCCCAUCUAUGAUGCCCCCUCACAUGGGCCAUCACGGAGGCCAUGGUAUGGGCCACUCUCGCGGCGUGGGUGGUAAUGGCGGUGUUGUGCCUUUCCGAGCUGGUGACUGGAAGUGUGGAUCUGAAGGAUGUGGCUACCAUAACUUUGCUAAGAACAUCAACUGCCUGCGCUGCGGUGCUCCUCGCUCUGGAGCAGCUGUUGUGGCUGAUUCCGCUUUCCCGUCCCCCAUGGAUCAGCCCGCUGGCUUCGGUAUGGGACCUGGCUCGAUGACGAGCACCCCGGGACCCGGUCCGUUUGCCUCCACCGCUGGCGCUUUUGGUGGAUUCGGUCAGCAGUUUGGGGCUCCUCCCAACAACUAUGGUCUUCCCUCUGGCCUUGGCAACGCUCCUGGACCAUAUCCGCCUAUGGGCCAGAUGAAUGCAGGAUACGGCUCGACCAACGCGUCACACUCGGCGGCCUCUUUUGGUAACCCCGCAACCCAGGCUGCGUUUACUGGUGCUGACCAUGCUGGUCCUGCUGCCAAUGCUUCUAACGGAAACUUCUACGGUAAUGACGGUUCGAACGACCCGUUUGCGUUCCUUUCCACUGGUCUUGGAGGUCUUACAGUGAGCGACGAUUCCCGGCGGAACGGCGCUUCUACCAACAAGUCUCCAGCAUAA
This is a messenger RNA of Paecilomyces variotii, 1842 nucleotides long. RefSeq names its product putative RNA binding protein. Lineage: Eukaryota; Fungi; Ascomycota; Eurotiomycetes; Eurotiales; Thermoascaceae. The record is from RefSeq and is a predicted model, not a curated record. Gene Ontology annotation, molecular function: 3'-5'-RNA exonuclease activity; RNA binding. The coding region runs from base 1 to 1842 and encodes 613 amino acids. The transcript has 4 exons.